Botrytis sinoallii is the source of this 1642-nucleotide messenger RNA. RefSeq lists its product as uncharacterized. The coding region runs from base 1 to 1044 and encodes 347 amino acids. The record is from RefSeq and is a predicted model, not a curated record. The transcript is spliced from 2 exons. NCBI's taxonomy places the organism in Eukaryota, Fungi, Ascomycota, Leotiomycetes, Helotiales, Sclerotiniaceae.
AUGUCUUCCAACGGUGAUGGAUCCAAAUAUGUUUCUCCAAAUAAAACUCGUCAUCAAAUCACACGGUCGGUAUCUGAGGUAUCAUCUCCUCCCGUGAAACCUCACCGAUCUCAUCACCACCAUCACCAUCAUCACCAUCCGCAUAUACAUCGUCGAGACAAAGACGAGAAAUCGUCUCAAUCUACUUUGCAGAGGGGUUUCAGUCCAUCUGUAGAAUCAAAAAGUGAAGGAGUUUCACCUGAUGGGAGCCGGAAUGGAAGUCGAAGGCCUAGUAUCUUGGGUUCUACUGUAGAUGGCUUCGAUUUGUUUAAGAACAACGAGAGAAGGCCUCUGAGGGAGGGCGAGCUCGAAGCUGAGAAACAGAAGGGCGCCAUGAUGGCCACGGAACUGCGAAAUACCUUAACGGAUGUGAACGUUAUAGCGGACAACACUUCCCGACAUUUAGAUGCAACAUACUAUUCCGUCUUGGAGAAAUUAGGGGAUCUUCACAAGACGAUCGGAUCCCUCAAAGACUUGGCAUCCAUGACCAGACAGUUGAAUGAGGAUUUUAGCACAGAGGGAGACGAGCUUGUCCAAGAAAGUCGGGCACAACUUGAAGGAUUUGAAGAAUUCGAAGCACAGGAACAAAAGAUCAAAGCAUUGGAGAAACGUGUGAAGGAAGGACGAAACACAGUCACCACAUUGAGUGGACGGGUAGACGUUGUUAGAAAGCGCGUCAAAGGCUGGGAACAAGCAGAGGAGGAAUGGCAAGACAAAACACGAAAACGACUCAAGAUGAUGUGGAUUUUGAUGUCGAUAUGCGCAACCAUUUUACUAUCCAUCGUCAUUCUGGCAUACAUUCCCUCGAAAGGGCAAGGUCAUGGGACCGUAAGACUCAACAUUUCGAAUCCGACCGCGCUGAGAGAGUUGGAAAAGGCCCAAAAUAAGACCACUCUGAAGCCUACUCUCGAUAUAUUGGAAAGCUCAACACCUGGAAGUGAAGUCAACAAGGAAGCAGAGAAGUUGGCAGAGGAUCCAAGACUUAAAGUACUCGACGAGUUAUAAUUUAUUGGCACGAAAAUGUCCACACGGGGCUUACACCUCUCAGCCCAAGUCUAAUUAUUAAUAGUACCACUUUUCCAAGUAUACUACGCCUUACGGGACCCCAAAAAUCAGUGGGUCGACGGUCCCAUGACUUGUAGUAUUGACAUGCCGAGCAACCGGAUGCUGGUAAAGGUCGAAACCUACAUGCCAAUCCAUAAACCUACCCAUCUUCUUCUUAUUAGCAUCGUUGAACAUGACACUACAUAUCAUACACAUUAACCGUACGUACGCAUUAGGAGUGACAUUCAUGCGUAUUCACAGGUAGUUUUGGGGGUUCGCGUCUUUGAUACUAGGUAGAUGGAUACGCGGGUGAAUGCCGAGUCGAUUAUGCAAGGUUCACGUCCAAUGAUAUAUAUAACAAAAUGCUUUACAUUUACCGAACUUGGAAUCUAUUUCACACUUUGGAUUCUAGAAUGGUGACAUGGUGCCGUGGGCCGUGGACCGGCACACAAUAGACAUCAGUCGUCAUUUCCCUAAGCCACCCAUCAUAUAUCCCUGUAUUGUAUGGCAAUUGUCAAGAGAUUCCAAAAUUCCAAAAUUCCAAUCCAUGGUAUAUAAU